Patiria miniata (bat star) is the source of this 3694-nucleotide messenger RNA. It is a transcript of the gene xpot, whose product is annotated as exportin-T-like. Gene Ontology annotation, cellular component: nuclear matrix; cytoplasm; nuclear pore. Gene Ontology annotation, biological process: tRNA re-export from nucleus. The transcript has 22 exons. The coding region runs from base 260 to 3148 and encodes 962 amino acids. The record is from RefSeq and is a predicted model, not a curated record. Lineage: Eukaryota; Metazoa; Echinodermata; Asteroidea; Valvatida; Asterinidae. Gene Ontology annotation, molecular function: tRNA binding; small GTPase binding.
UCAGUUUGUGCGAAGCCGAACGAGCACGAGGUUUGUUUUAAUUCACCCAACGUGUCUGGAAACCAGACGUCUAGGAACGCUACUGCAAGCUAAUUACGGUACGUGACCAUACGGAUCCAAGAUGGCCGCAUAGAAAACAUGAAAUCACAUGCAAGAGGCGUGCGAAGUUUGCCACGUAUUGCGUCAGAACCGUCUUGGAUAUAAAUUAUUGAUGUUAUGACAGUGAGCGGCACACCGGUGAGGCUGGACACAGGCUGUUAUGGAUGAGCAAGCCUUACAAGGACUGGGGCCUAUGGCCGACUCGGCCAGUCAUGCCAGGGCCCUGGCCUACUUUGAGCAGCUGAAGCAGUCGGAUGAGGGCUGGAAGCUCUGCGCGGAGGCCGUCGUGCAGGGGAUGUACGAGAGUGACCACAUCAAGUUCUUCUGCUUCCAGGUCUUGGAGAACUUCCUCAAAACAAGAUAUCCCACUGCCAUCCCGUCAGACCAGCAGAUCUUGAAGCAGUCGCUGCUACAAUGGCUACAGAUGCAGACCCUCUCAACCCGGGAGGAGAAGAGCUUCAUCCGCAACAAGGUGGCCCAGCUCUACUCCCUUCUCUUCAUCAAUGACUUCCCCCAUCGCUGGCUGGGGUUCUUCAGGGAUUUGAUUCAGCUCAUGCACACCGGCCCGUCAGCCGUGGACAUGUACCUGCGAAUCUUGAUUGCAAUCGACGAAGACGUGGUGGACAGAGAUCUGUUACAAACUCAGGAGGACGCCCAGCGGAGCACAGUAUUGAAGGACAGCAUGAGGGAGCACUCACUGACAGACAUGGUCAGCUCCUGGUACCAGAUCCUGAAAAUGUAUGAGAACUCCAACCCGGAGCUGACCUGCCUGUGUCUGGAAGUCAUCGGGGCCUACGUGUCCUGGAUCGACAUCAACCUGAUCGCCAACGACAGGUUUGUCUCCCUGCUGCUACGCUACCUCUCCGUCGAUGUCUUGCGGGAGAGUGCCUGUGACUGCUUCCACGAGAUCAUCAGCAAAGGAAUGGAUCCCGUGGCCAAGACCGAGCUGGUGGAAUCCAUCACUAAAGUGCUGCAUGAGUCGGGGGUCAUUCCGCCGUCGGACGACGAUGUGGAUUUCUUAGCCAAGCUGUCCAAGCUGACCAAUGGCAUCGGAGUCAAUCUCAUUGCCUCCUGGGAAAAGCUGCGUAAGACUCGAGACAGCGCCCUCACGGCCAAGACGCUGCAAGCCAUCGAGAGCAAACUGCCCCUUCUCUUUGAGUUCCUGGGCCACGAAGACGAUGAUAUCUCGCUGGCUGUGACGGGAUUUGCCCACGACUACAUCGGGGUUCUCAAGCAGAUCUCUAAGCCUAGCCAGGAACAGUUACGCUACGUGGAGAACAUGCUGUGUGUGGUCAUCCGCAAGUUCAAGUAUGAAGAGACGUAUAACUUUGACAGCCAGGGAGAGGACGAGAUUAUGUUCAUCGAUUACCGACGACAGAUGAAGAUCCUCUUUGACAACCUGACACAACUCAACCAGGCCUUGGUGCUUCAGGUGGUGCACUCGUUCAUCACAAACACACUGAGCCACUGGAAAUCAGUCAAGUUUACCGAGACAGAGCUAGCUGUGCGUCUCAUGUACAUGCUGGGAGAGGCUGUACCUGCCACCCAGGGAAACCACUUUGUAGGGGACCAGACUAGAGCUGAGAUCAUGAGAGAUCUUAUGAGAUUGCUUGUCACUAGUCGUGUAGUGGAACAUUCCCACUGGGCUGUAGGAUUACAGGUUUUUGAGACGAUUGCCCGCUACGACAAAUUCUUCAACUGCGAACCCCAGCACAUCCCCAACAUCCUGAUGGCAUUCCUAGGGGACAGGGGACUGAGGCAUUGCCACCCGACCAUCCGCAGUCGCACCGCGUAUCUCUUCAGUCGCUUCAUCAAGGCCCUGAAGCAUCACCUGACUGGGUUCAGUGAGGACAUCCUGAAGAGAAUACAGGACCUGCUGGUCAUUGCUCCUCCGGAGAAUGGCCACCAGUUGCUACUGACCAGUGACGACCAAUUGUUUAUAUAUGAAGCAGCAGGAACAAUCAUCUCAUCCAGCAGCUAUGGCCCUGAGAAAAAGGAGUACCUUAUGAAGAACCUUCUGGCACCGACCAUUGACAAGUUCAACACCAUGUUUGACAAGAUGUGCAUGGAGAAAGACGAACAGAAGAGGCAGAAGUAUGCAGAGGUGGCCGCCCAAUCCAUUGCGUUUGCCAGCCGCACCAGCAAGGCUUUCUACACCCAGCUGACCAUGAAGCAGAGCGGCUGCGAGGGGUGCUUCAUCGAGGCCCUGAGGGUCUUCCUACGGGCCCUGGACACCCCCUACCACCAUCAGAUCCUUCACUCGGUGGUCCGGCAGUACCUGCACCGCAUGAUCAUCUGCCUGGAGGAGUCCCUGCUGCCCUACGUGCCCAUGGCCGUCGAGCAUCUACUCAAGAAGUCAGAGGCUCGGGACAUUCAUGAGUUCAUUCCACUCAUCAACCAGAUCGCUAGCAAAUUCAAGAGAACCAUAGUUCCCUUCAUGCGCUCGGUCUUCAUGCCGAUAGUCACUACCAUCUUCAGCGUCCUGGGCCAGCCUGCCGACGAGCUAGACAUCCAGGCCAAGCAGGAUAAAGACCUACUGAAGAGGAGCUACUUCCAGUUCCUGCAGACGCUGGUUGCCAACGAUGUCAGUGAGGUCAUCUCUAGCCAAGAUGCUGAGAACUUCAAGCAGGUGCUGCUGACUAUCAUCCAGGGGGCUGUCGAAUCUCAAGACCCAAUAGUCCAGAAGACAGCCUUUGCCAUCUUGAGGAAGCUGGUGGAUAAAUGGGCCGGCAAAGAUGGCCUGCCAGGGUUCCGAGACUUCAUCUAUAAAUACAUCGUCCCAGCGUGCUUCAUGGCACCCCUCAAGGCAACAUUCAACCUCUCGGAUGGACAGACAGUUUUGGCACUGAACGAAGACGCAGCCGUGCUGAAGUCAGUACUAGCAAAGGAGGGAUCUCAGUUGAUCAGCUUCCUGCAGCAGGAUUACUUCCCUUCCUUGCCUCUAGGCCCAGAGCCUGCUCAGGCCUUCUGCCGUGCAUUGCAAGAGAUGGAGCUGAAGAUGUUUAGAAAUUACUCCAAAGUUUUCUUUGAAUCGGCCAGAAAAUCGUGACAACAGGAUGUGCAGAAUUUCGUGUAGACAUAACACCUGGUUUAGGAUGUUCUUUGCAAGGAAUAGCUUGUUCAAAUUACAUACUAUUUACCACUUUCCCCGUUAAUUCUUUAUGGCGUAAUCAUGAAUCACAGCAAAAAGAAAAAUUGAAAUAUUCAUUGUUCAUUUCUUUCGCAGGUUAUUUGGGGGAAACUACUCGAAUAAAAUGAUCCCAAUAUUGUACAUAGUCCAGCCUAAUUUGUAUUAUAACUGUAAAUUGUGUAUUUGUCUCUACUCUAAAAGGUUUUAUUAAAGCAAAAUAGUAAAUAUGUCCAUUCAUUUGCUGCCAACGGCCUUUUUUGGAGGGUGUUAUAAUUUUAUUUCUUAGAAAUGGGAUGUUCAUACUUUUCUUGCAGGAGGGGAUGCUUUUGCUGAAUUCAAUUAUUUAAUUCAAAUUUAUUUAGGCCAAGAGGUUAUUUUUAGCACAAGAAAAAAAUUAGCGACAAGAAGCCAUUUACAGAUAUCAGUGAUCGCUCAAAAGCUAUUUUCGUAACUAGAUUAUCAGUU